GGCGCCUCGCAUUCAAGUGGGAAAGUCACUAAAAAGACUUUCAUUUUCGCUUUUUACGCUGAGUAACUAGACGACAUGGCUUCAAUGGAUAUUCGCAUGGAAUCGAGGAAGCAGGUGGAUGACUUCUGCCAAAAGCUCUCAAAGGAGGCAGAAGAGCUGGUUUCUAAGUUUUUCCCUCAGAAGAUCGAAGGACUGCAGAUGCUGCUGAAGUCGUCCUUCACCUGUGAUGACCUGGCGUCUCUGAAGGCCCCGCUGGACAUCCCCAUCCCAGAUCCAGCUAAAGAGGAGGCCAAGCGCAAGAAGAAGGAGGAGAAGCAGGCCAAGGAGGGAAAGAAGGACAAGGACAAGGACAACGACAGUGACAAAGAGGAUCAAGAUUCAGGGCCUCCCUGCGGUCCCAUCGGCAGCAACGAGCGGGUGGAGAGUCUCCUGCAGGAGGUCAAACCUGAGAUCCAGAUGCUGAAGGAGAAGCUGAACACGGUGUCGAUGUGGGUGCAGCUCCAGAUUCCUAAGAUUGAAGAUGGCAACAACUUUGGAGUAGCUGUACAGGAGAAAGUGUUUGAGCUGCUGACCAACACGCGUACCAAGAUCGAAGCGUUCCAGACUCAGAUUUCAAAAUAUUACAGCGAGAGAGGGGAUGCUGUGGCCAAGGCCUCCAAACAAGCCCAUGUGGGAGACUACAGACAGCUGGUGCAUGAACUGGACCAGUAUCAGUACUGCGAGCUCCGCCUCGUGGUCUUGGACAUCCGCAACACAUAUGCCGUGCUGUUCGACAUCAUUAACAAGAACUACGACAAGAUUAAGAAGCCCAGAGGAGACGGGAAAGCUCUCAUCUACUGAGACCGGAGCCGGGGCUCGCUGACAGGCUACAUCUAGUGUAGUAUGACACUCACUCCCACGAGAAACAGUUACCUGCUCUGAGGGAAAAAAAAAAAAUGUUUUUCUUUCUGUGCUUGCAUUUUGGUUCAGAUUACAAAUAAAGCAACAUGAUUCCUGUAA
Molecule: messenger RNA, 999 nt
Organism: Cololabis saira (Pacific saury)
Lineage: Eukaryota; Metazoa; Chordata; Actinopteri; Beloniformes; Belonidae
Gene: psme1
Product: proteasome activator subunit 1
Exons: 12
Coding region: 76-840 (254 amino acids)
Biological process (GO): positive regulation of endopeptidase activity; regulation of proteasomal protein catabolic process; regulation of G1/S transition of mitotic cell cycle
Cellular component (GO): nucleoplasm; cytoplasm; proteasome activator complex
Molecular function (GO): endopeptidase activator activity
Source: RefSeq, a predicted model, not a curated record